Molecule: messenger RNA, 2696 nt
Organism: Homarus americanus (American lobster)
Lineage: Eukaryota; Metazoa; Arthropoda; Malacostraca; Decapoda; Nephropidae
Gene: Ctns
Product: cystinosin homolog
Exons: 2
Coding region: 90-1424 (444 amino acids)
Biological process (GO): L-cystine transport
Cellular component (GO): lysosomal membrane
Molecular function (GO): L-cystine transmembrane transporter activity
Source: RefSeq, a predicted model, not a curated record
UCAACAUUAUUAGUGGUGUAAAGUCAGCUGAUUGUUUGUGGGGGGAGUGGCUGUCUACACCUUCAUGACUCACUAAUCAGUAUGUCUAUAUGCAGCAGUGGUUUACUGUUGUCAGUAGUAGUGUUGCCCAAGAACAUCACACAUCCCCAGGCACUAUGGAAUCCACGUCUCCAGCUCGCAGCAUUUACACCCAACAUUUCCUACUAAUCGCUGCAUCUCUUUUAGCGUCACCUGGGACCUCAGAAGCAGUGACACCUGUGUCCAGUUUACACAUAUCCACGUUACUUCGUGAGAGCAACCUCACUUCCACCUGUAAAUUUGAAACUCAUGAUUUGAAAUUUGUUGAUUAUCAAACUAAAAAUUUGAGUCUCUUGGUCACUGGCAAUAAUGAAAAAGAAGUGACACUUAUGUUUCACAUUGAAGUUGACAUACUAAAGCAAAUACCUAACAUCACUCUUAAUCCUGGGGAAAAAAAUGAAUCAUACAGUUUAGUUUUGGAGGCCACAAGUGUAGGACACACAGUUGUGGUAGUUAAUGCAAGUCCAGUAAACAUGACUGAUGUGUCGGAUGCAUUUGUGCGAGUGUCUGUAUCACACAGUGAAGACCUGGACUACUUCAGCGAUGUGGUCGGGUGGAUUUACUUCACGGCCUGGUCUGUGUCUUUCUACCCACAAACUUAUAGCAACUGGCGAAGGAAGAGUGUGAUUGGACUUCACUUUGACUAUUUGUCAUUGAACAUUGUGGGAUUCUUCCUGUACAGUGUAUUUAAUGUUUGUUUAUACUGGACUGCAGCAAUACAAGACCAAUAUUUCCACAGGCACCCCUUUGGUGUGAACCCAGUGCAACUGAAUGAUGUCCUCUUCUCACUUCAUGCCUUCUUUGCAUGCAGUAUCCAAGUGUUUCAGUGUUGCGUUUAUGAACGUGGAGAUCAACAGAUAUCAAAGACCGCAAAGACAAUCCUAGCUGCGGUCAUAUUACUUUCACUGGUGAUGGUCAUCGUGAGCUCUGCCGCGGCGGUGCAGUGGUUGGAUUUCCUCUACUUCGUCUCCUAUGUCAAGCUUUUCAUCACUCUUAUCAAAUACAUUCCACAGGCCUACUACAACUACAGAAGAAAGAGCACUUCUGGCUGGAGUAUUGGUAACAUUCUCCUAGACUUCACAGGAGGAACACUCUCAGUAGCUCAGAUGUUUAUUAUUGCAUACAACUACAAUGAUUGGGGAUCCAUAUUUGGGGAUCCAACUAAAUUUGGACUUGGCCUGUUCUCGGUUAUAUUUGAUAUUUUCUUCAUGAUUCAGCAUUAUGUAUUGUAUCGUGGCAAUGAGGGUUACCAGCGUGAUUUAAAUUCACCACAGCCUACCCACAGCAGCUCUCUUACAGAGUCUGUAUCUUCUGUUGAUUAUGGAGCAAUUGGUAAUAUUCAUUAAUUUCUUCCCAGUCUAUUAAAAUUAAUACAGUAUACAGUACAGUAUUUACUUUUAGCCAUUAAAACAUUACAGUAAUUAUAUUUGUUAAAUGUUUCACAGUUCCAUAUUUUCACAAAUAUACAUGUAUGUACCAAGAUAAAGAAAGGUUUUCAUUUUAUAUAUGCUUAGUUCAGCACUUGUCUGCAUCUUUGUUAACAGUAUAGUACAGUAUUACUUCUCAUAAUGAGCAAUGAGGCCUAUGGAACCAAAUCUACAUUAUUAGACAUCACCAUUAUUCCUUUAGCUGAAUAAAAUUGUCUGGUGUUAGUCAGAAUAAAAUACCUAAGGGAUUCUUUACCCUCUAAAGGGUUAAAUAUAUAUUUAAACAACCCAUUCUCAUGUGUCAACCCUAAGUAAAAUGGCUGGAAUAUAAUAGGAUAUACAAUUUUUUUUUUCAGAAAGUUUCUCUUAUAUUAAUUGCAUACAGUAAUUUUAUAUGAUAGUAAGAAGUGUGGCAGUUGAGCAGUUCACCCAGCUGUAAAUGGGUACCUAAGUUUACAACUUGGUUGAGGUGAAUCAGUUGAGUGCAGUACCGGCCGUGCUGCCCCGUGUACUGAAAGUUUAAUUCUGUAUACUGUAUCCACACUCACCCUAAUGGGCAGUCAUACCUAUUGGAUCAAUUUUCACCUUUUUUUUUCAUAUGACAUUAGGGCAUGUGAUAAUAACUACUGGUAACUAUUAAACUUGAUUUUGUAAAGCUAGUAUAAAACUUAUUUUACAAAUAUGUUUUGUAUAGUUAUUACAUGUAUGAGCUACCUCUAUAAAAUAUUAAUCCACAAACCAAAACCUUAAAGGAUUGUAAAUUUUCCUUCGGCUCUUUAGCUCCAAACUUUGCUAAAGACUUGCUGUGAGAGAAUGUACUUUUAUAAAGUCACUUUUAAGAAACUAUAGGAUCACUAUUAGUGAAAACAGCCCAAGAACGUUUAGCAAGGAUGACUGUGGGUGCAAGUCCUCAGAUAUAAUCAGUCUCUUAAACUUUUGUCAGUGUUUUUCAGCACUGACUCAGUGUGGAUGUUUGAGGCUUUAUUUUUCAUUUUAAUAACUAAAUAGUGUCACAAGUAAAGAUGAAAAUUAUGGAGCUAAUUGUUUGAAAAUAUUGAUGAAAUAUGCAGUAUGCAUAUAUAUUUAUUUAUGUAUUGAUUUAAUUUUUCAUUAGUUACAGUGCUUUUGUGGUCAUUUUACCACCAUAAACUGAACAACAAAAUUUACUAAAUAAAUUUUACUUUAGCAUAU